Molecule: messenger RNA, 1432 nt
Organism: Daktulosphaira vitifoliae (grape phylloxera)
Lineage: Eukaryota; Metazoa; Arthropoda; Insecta; Hemiptera; Phylloxeridae
Exons: 6
Coding region: 22-1215 (397 amino acids)
Source: RefSeq, a predicted model, not a curated record
CGUUAUAAUUUCAAUGCAAAAAUGAUUAAUUGUAUAAUUGAUGGAAUCAAUAAUAUUAAUAAGGAUUUGCAUUGCAAAUUAGUAGAAAGUAAAAAAAAUAAUGUAUCAGUGAUACGAUGCAAUUUAAACAAUGAAGAGGACGUUGACAUUUUUUUUUGCAUAUUUAAAGAAAUAACUGCUACGAAUUGGAUUGUUCAGGGGCAAUUAAAAAAUCCCGAUAGAGUCGUGUAUCAUAAAUAUUGGUUGUGCCAACACAGCCAAAGAAAUAAGGUAUACAAGAAAAAUUUAGACGAAUUAACUCCACGUAAUACAUUGUGUGAGGCUAAAAUUGAUAUUUUAAUUAAAAAAAAUAACAGAAAUACGAGAAAAAAUGAUGAUUAUCUAAAGCAAAAUCCUCCUUUAUGUGGACAAAUUACUCUAAGCAAUGAACAUAAUCAUACAAUCAAUACAAGUGGUUCAUUGAAAUAUUUACGUAUUAAUCCAGAAACUGAGCAAAUAUUCAUGCAUUAUUUUAAUGAUGGAAUGCGGCCAAGUGAAGCUAGCAGACAUCAUGAAAAUGUUAUAAUGAAAAAUCAUAGCCCUUUAAACCCUUUAAAGUUAUUGGCAAAUGGAUCUAUUAAUCCUAUAAAAAAUACAGUGUACCAUCUACAUAAUGUUUGGAGGAACUUAAAUUUUGGUUCCAUAGAUGCACCAUUAAUUAAAUUGAAAGAAAAUAUUGAAUUGUAUAAUUUAAAAGGAAUUUCAGUAAAUAUAAUGGAGGAAACAUCUAAUUGGGUUAUUCUUGUUGCUACUCCAAUAAUGAAAAGAGCCCAAAUGUUAAAUUCUUCAAAAGAAAUUAUAUUUUGUGAUAGCAGUAGCAGCUGCGAUACAUUGGAAACUACUAUCACCAUUUUAUUGACUGUCACUAAAGCUGGAGCAGUACCUAUUGCUCUAUUAUUACAUCCAGGACAAUCCACUGAAAGCUAUAAAUCAGCUUUUAAAUUUUUAAAGUUAAUUCACCCCAAAUGUUUUGGAAGCUUCAAUGCACCGGAUAUUUUUAUGACUGAUGAUUCUGCUGCUGAAAAACUGGCAUUACAUGAAGUUUGGCCAACUAGCAAACAGUUAUUAUGUCACUUCCAUGUAGCCCAGAAAGAAUGGCGUUGGUUAACUGACUCAAAAAAUCAAAUUUCCCAGGACAAAAGGCAGUUUAUGAUGGAAUAUUUUAAAAAAGUAUAAACAAUAAAUACUACACAUCUAAUUAGUCUAAACCUGACAUUUAUUAAUCAUCAGUAUCAGGGCAGGGCAAGAGGGCAUAGACCUGGGGUGCAGUUCUAAGAGGGGCACAAAUUUCAAUUCUACAUAAUAUCCUAUAGCACUACAUUUGUGAGUUGGAUUUUUUAAAGACAUUUCUUUAUUGCUUAACAAUGUAUUCUUUUUUUAUGUAAUUGGGCUA